AUGGCAGCUGUACCUGAUACUGUCUUGGCGACUAUGUAUGGUCGUGGUAACUCAGGCGUGAUUGUCACCGGCCUGCACGGAGCUAUCUACAUUAUCGGAACCAUUGACAACUGUAUGUAUGCUGCAGAAAGCGGCACCAGGAAGGAUACUUUUAUUUGUGCCGUAUCCGUCCUCACUGAGGCGGCCGUGUUCGGCCGCGCCCUGGAGAACUACCGGGUGACGGGCUCGUUCACCAACAAGCGCGACGAGCUGGAGGGAGACUUCACACAUCUCGACCGCGACUUCAGCCAGCUGGGUGACGGGGCCUCGAUCUGGGACAUCUACUGCGAGGGGAUCCCGCGCAAUGCCACCCACCUGCCGCACACCCUGCAGAAGCGAUAG
Molecule: messenger RNA, 381 nt
Organism: Aspergillus homomorphus CBS 101889
Lineage: Eukaryota; Fungi; Ascomycota; Eurotiomycetes; Eurotiales; Aspergillaceae
Exons: 1
Coding region: 1-381 (126 amino acids)
Source: RefSeq, a predicted model, not a curated record